Molecule: messenger RNA, 921 nt
Organism: Trypanosoma brucei brucei TREU927
Lineage: Eukaryota; Euglenozoa; Kinetoplastea; Trypanosomatida; Trypanosomatidae
Product: ubiquitin fusion degradation protein, putative
Exons: 1
Coding region: 1-921 (306 amino acids)
Cellular component (GO): VCP-NPL4-UFD1 AAA ATPase complex
Molecular function (GO): polyubiquitin modification-dependent protein binding
Source: RefSeq, a predicted model, not a curated record
AUGUAUCCUGGAAAGGAGAGCCCAGAGAUAUUUAGAGGAUCUUUGAGAGCCUUUCCCAGUGUGUUCGCGAGUACGGACGCCAAAAUUAAUAGCGGCUCACGCGUCAUAUUGCCCCCAACAUGCUUGCAGAAAUUGUCAACCAUGAGGGUCGCUUACCCGCUGCAAUUCAAACUGCGCAAUGGUAAACGGGGAGUGACGUGCUAUGCAGGAGUGCUUGAAUUCAGCGCAGAGGAAGGUCAUAUUGUUAUGCCAGCCUGGAUGUUCACUGCGAUGGGGCUGUGCGAGGGCAGCACCGUUGCCAUCGAGACAUGUACACUGCCACCCGGAGGUCUUAUCAAGUUACGGCCGCAGGAAAGCAACUUCCUCCAGCUGAGCAACCCAAAGAAUGUUUUGGAGAUGCGGCUGAGUGACUACCCAGUUCUUACCAAGGGAACGUCCAUUGUUCUGGACUAUCUUGACAGGGACUUCGUUAUCGAUGUUAUUAGUAUCACGGAUGACACGGGUAAAAGCGUCGAUGCCAUAUCCACAGUGCGGGCUGACACGCAAGCAACUGAACUCAAAGUUGAGUUUGAACGCCCCCUCGAUAUGCCCCCGUCACCAACAGAAAGCGAACGCCAGAUGCCACAGGGAGGUAACAUAAUUGGAGCCGAUGACGCCGUCGAAUUCGCUCCGUUUGUGCUUCAGCCACCUACCAUCGGCAAUCAACCUCAACCAGCGCGUACGAAGCAACCGAAAGAAGAAGCGAAGGCAGCGUUUGUUCCAUUUAUGGGAGUGGGACGACGUAUCGACGGGAAAUCGACGGUUGAAGAAAAAAGCGACACCGGUGGUCACCGUGUUGCAAAGACGCAGGAGGAAAUGGCUCAAGAGGCACGAGAAAUGCGGUUGAAGGCUUUUGGCAGAUUCAACGCAGCAAAAAACUGA